Messenger RNA from Epithele typhae, 1764 nucleotides. RefSeq lists its product as uncharacterized. The transcript has 4 exons. The record is from RefSeq and is a predicted model, not a curated record. Lineage: Eukaryota; Fungi; Basidiomycota; Agaricomycetes; Polyporales; Epitheliaceae. Bases 1 to 1764 code for a protein of 587 amino acids.
AUGCCGCUCAUAACUCCUUCCUCCCUCUCCACCAUCCUCCUCGCUGCAUACGUCUACCUCAGCAUCAGCGACGUCGGCCUGAUCUGCGGUCUUCGUUAUGCAUGGCUCCUCCUCCUCCUCCCCUUCGGCAUCUGCGCCGGCUUUGUUCACUUCGACGAACCCGCCAAGAUCCUCCUCAACGUGACACUGCUUGCUGUCCAUACACUAUGCAAGGCAACCGCGGCGGUAUACCUCCUCAUCGUACAUGUGCUAUACCACCUCUCCCGUGGAUCGGACGCCGCCCUGCAGUUCUUCAUCGACGUUGCCUGCUGGGACCCCACAGGACGCCUUCGCCCCCUCCUCUUCCGCACCAAGCUCAUCGUCCGGUCAGGCGUCAGUGUCGGUACUGCCUUCCACCGCACCAUCGUCUCCACCGUUGAGCUCCUCGUCCUCGUCCUUCUAUGCCUCCCCCACAUCUCCGCAAGACUCUACGAGGGUUUCAAGAUCGCAUCUAUCCAGUUCGUGAACGCCAUCCUCACUGCGCUCCAAUGCUUCCACCUCGUCGCCGGACUCCUUGUGGUUUCUGUGGGCACCUUGUUCACCGACCUCGUGGCUCCCUUCAUGGCUAUCCUUCGGUUCAUCAUCGCCCUCUCCCUCUAUAUCUCUGUCAACAUCAGCAUCCUUGUCGCCAUAUUCCAGCCUAUUCUUCGACCUGUCCUUGUUCCCGUCUUCCGUCCUCUCAGCUUCUGCAUGCGCAUCAUGAUGUCUCUUGUAUCUGGUAUCUCCACUGUGAUGUUCAGACACCUCGUCAACCUAUCCUGCUGCAUCAUGGUACGCAUAAUCCGCGAGGACCGCCCUGAGGGAUCGUCGAAAUCCCUAGAGUCCGCGUCGGAGUGUUCUUCCACCGUGCGCCCCACACAAGACUCUACUUCGCCCAACAUCACUACCGACACUCUAGACACUGUAGCCUCUCGACGUGCUUCGGACGCUGCCGCUGUCUUCCUUACAGUCUACUCCAACGUCUCCGCAUGCAUCAUCCUCUACGCAGUUCUUUCUACUCGCAUUCAACCUACCAGUCAGCCUCAUCACAAGCCUUGCAUGUUCCCUCCUGGCAACUCGUCCAUUCUCCCAUCCGCCUCCUCCGAGGAUAACCUCCAUCAAUAUCGCCUCGCCGCCGUCGUACCCUCAACUCUGAAUCUUGUUGACGCUUCUUCGUCGGCACUACCCUCCCGUCUUACCCAGCCCGUUCAAGAGCACGCCCAGAAGGCGACGUCUUCGUCCGUUCAUGCUACCACAGUUCACCAUAUGGUGACCGGUACCCACGAACCCGCGAGCCGUCGCCGUCAAGCGUCGCGCCGGGCACUGCUCGGGACCCACCCGACUCCGGGUCCCUCAGUUCCGCCCUCUUCCACCUCAACCACGUUGGUCGCCAGCGAGUCCGACUCGGACGCCGACCCGCUCGAACUGGGGCCAGUUGAAGAGCCGUCAAGCCCCGACCACGCGGGGCGUGUGGAGAGCGCGGACGAGGACGCGCGACGGAAAGCCGUGGAGGCCGUUCUGGAGCUCGCGCGAGAAUCCCCAGCCUACAAGGCGGUCGUCGUCAAGUGGCUGGCGUCGGAGAGACGGCGGCUCGUCUCGCAGGGGAGGCUCUGCCGCAGGCCCGGAGGGUCGAAACCACGGCGGUACGGUACCUAUCUUCAUAAUUCAUCUACAUUCAGCCCGAGCCCUGAGACCGUGGGUACCUCCGCCAAUCCGCCCUCAGAUCGGGGAGUCGCCUGUAAGUAA